Molecule: messenger RNA, 3134 nt
Organism: Ipomoea nil (Japanese morning glory)
Lineage: Eukaryota; Viridiplantae; Streptophyta; Magnoliopsida; Solanales; Convolvulaceae
Product: ABC transporter A family member 7-like
Exons: 18
Coding region: 150-2879 (909 amino acids)
Biological process (GO): transmembrane transport; lipid transport
Cellular component (GO): membrane; intracellular membrane-bounded organelle
Molecular function (GO): lipid carrier activity; ATP hydrolysis activity; ATP binding
Source: RefSeq, a predicted model, not a curated record
AUUUAGCAAGGCGAAUUGAUAAAGACAUCAUUUGUCUAUAUUUAUACAUAUAUAUGUAUAAUUAUGUAUAUUGUGUGAUGAUGACAUUGUAUAUUUUGAUGUUUUCUGAUAUCUGUUUGACUGGUUCUUCUUCCUGACAGAGUUCAUCCAUGGCAGGCUUUGGAAAUCAAGCAAACGCUUUGUUCAGAAAAAACCUCACUUAUCAAAAGCGACGAUUGAGGUCACAUUUGAAGGCCUUCUUCUUCCCUGUUGUCCUCUUUAUAUUGCUUCUUGUUUUGCAAAUCAUCACCAAGAGGAUCAAACGCGAUAAGAUUUCUGCAAUAAUCCCUAAUGAGUUUCCUCCAUUGUUGCAAGUUCCUUCUCCCCAGUUUCGAGCUGUGAGGGAUGGCUCUAUUCCAUUUCCAGAUUUGCCCGAUGCUUCGUGCCGGGAAACUGGUUCAUGUCCAGCAACUGUACUUAUCACCGGAAACAACAUAACUCUAGGAGAAAGCCUGGCUGGAAAAAUGUUUACAGAUUCUUUCAAUCUGAAUUCCUCCAUUGAUAAAGAUAGUAUUGCUAGCGGCACUUUUGGGACCAACUAUAGCUUCUCCACCCAUGGUGAAGACAUUAUUCCUUUUCGAAUGCCAAUCUAUAAUAUACAAUCAAAAUGCACAAAUUUGUCCUCUAUUUCAGUCCCGGUGAACUCAUUUGACGAUGUGAAAGAUUUAGAAGUCCUUUGUGUUCGAGGACAACAUGUUUGGCGCAAAAGCUAUUCAGAGAUUAACGAUGAGCUUUCCAAAGGGUACAAAGAUGGGAAUACAGAGGGGAGUAUAAAUGAGAUAAUGGCUGCUUACGACUUCCUGGAUACAAGUGAAAAGAAUUUCAAUAUCCACAUAGCGUACAAUUCCACUUAUGCUGGCAUGGAUCAUAGUGAUGUUAAUGAAUUGCGGGUAUCACGUUCUGAGAAUAUGGCUUCAAAUGCCUACCUCCAAUUUUUACGAGGCCCCUCCAUGGAGGUGAUUUUACAGUCGGUGGGAGAAAUGCCCACACCUGGUGGACUUUCAAGGCCAGAUGAUGUGGCAUCAUCGACGAUUGGCUCGAUCUUUUUUACUUGGGUCAUUCUGCAAUUAUUCCCGGUUGUAUUAUCAGCUCUAGUUUAUGAGAAGCAACAAAACUUGCGAAUAAUGAUGAAAAUGCAUGGUCUUGGAGACGCUCCUUAUUGGGUGAAUAUGUACCUGUAUUUCUUCACCGUAUGUUUAGUCUACAUGUUCUGCUUUGUUUUGGUCGGUUCAUUGACAGGGUUGAUAAUCUUUAGAUUGAAUUCUUAUGCUGUCCAAUUCCUCUUUUACUUCAUCUUUACAAACUUGCAAAUAUCAAUGGCCUUUCUGUUUGCUGCAUUCUUCAAAAGUCUAAAGGCUGCUACAGUGGUUGCUUAUAUAAUUGUCUUUGGAACUGGCAUCCUGGCUACUCUUGUUUUCCAGCCCUUGAUCGACGAUCCUUCCUUUCCUCGAAGUUGGAUUAUAGUUAUUGAACUAUACCCUGGAUUCUCUCUGUAUAGAGGGUUGUAUGAGCUCUCCAAAUAUGCAGAAGGUGGACAUAAAGUUGGGACUUUUGGGAUGCUCUGGGAAUAUCUAAGUUAUAGCACAAAUGGAAUGCGGGAGGUUCUGAUUAUCACAACCACGGAAUGGUUGGUGUUUCUAGUCAUUGCGUACUACCUAGAUCAAGUCAUAUCAUCUGGAAGUGGCACCGCUAGAAGUCCGCUAUUUUGUCUGCGAAGAUCUCCAAAGAAGCUUUUAUCGUCGGUUCAGAAACCGCCUCAGAACAAUGAAUCUGCUAUACAAAUGGAAAAUGAUGAUGUGGCACAGGAGAGGAGGAAGGUUGAGCAAUUGCUAAGUGAAAAGAAUCCAAAUUAUACCACCAUCUGCUAUAACCUCAAAAAGGUGUAUCCAGGAAAGGACGGGAAUCCUGAAAAGUUUGCGGUAAAAGGAUUAACUCUAGCAUUAAAACGAGGGGAAUGUUUUGGUAUGCUCGGUCCAAACGGUGCAGGCAAAACUACUUUUAUUAGUAUGAUGACUGGACUCUUGAAUCCAAGCUCUGGGACAGCAUAUGUCGAGGGUCUUGAUUUGCGAAGUCAAAUGGGGCAAAUAUAUCAGAGCAUGGGUAUUUGUCCCCAAGACAGCUUGUUAUGGGGUAACCUAACUGGAAGGGAGCACUUACUUUUCUAUGGUAGACUCAAAAAUCUCAAAGGGGCUGCCUUAAUCCAGGCAGUGGAAGAAUCUCUCAAAAACUUUAACCUGUUCCACGGAGGAGUUGCUGAUAGACUUGCGGGGAAAUAUAGUGGAGGCAUGAGGCGAAGACUCAGUGUAGCGAUUGCUUUGAUCGGUGAUCCCAAGAUUGUCUAUCUGGAUGAGCCCAGCACUGGCCUUGAUCCAGCUUCAAGAAAACUGUUGUGGGAUGUUGUUAAGCGUGCAAAACAAGAUAGAUCCAUCCUUCUCACCACACAUUCCAUGGAAGAGGCAGAAUAUCUUUGCGACCGCAUAGGAAUCUUUGUGGAUGGGAACUUCCAGUGUCUCGGAAGCAUAGACGAGCUGAAGGUUAGAUAUGGAGGAUCGUACAUGUUCACAGUAACUACAACGACAUCUGAACAAGACGAAAUGGAAGUGCAAAACUUGGUUAAACAUCUAUCUGGGAACGCGAAGAAGACGUAUCAGUUGAGUGGGACACAAAAAUUCGAGCUGCCAAAGAAUGAGGUUAAAAUCUCGGAUGUUUUCCAGACAGUGAAGCUUGCAAAGCAGAGGUGUAAUGUACUGUCUUGGGGUUUAGCUGACACAACAUUGGAGGAUGUUUUCAUCAAGGUGGCUACUCAGCCUCAACCAUCAACAAUAACUGCUACAUCAUAGGGGUAAUCCCGGCCAGCCAAGAUGGCUAAGGAUACAAAUUAAACUUGUAACCACAAGGUCGUAAGUUUGAAUUCCAGUCCUCUUGGUUUGAGUCGGUUACCUAUACUGGUUUGUCUCAUUGUAAUCUUUUGCCAACUAGAGUCAUAAGACAGAGUUUGCACUUAUUCCGUGCACACAUUCAAUUCGGAUAUAAUGACUGCAGAUUUCCCUCUAUUAUGCCGUAUUGUCUACAAAGAAAAGUCAUGCAAUACUUAA